AUGAGCGACGCCAAUCGCCCGCAGGAGUCAUUGGACCGGCCAUAUAUGCGGGAUAUAUUCGGGCUCUACCCGGGGACCAUCACCCUUGCGGGAUACGCCGCAACCUAUGGAUGCCCGCUCGACGGUGGGCCACCAUUGGAGGGUGGCCAAGUCAAGGUCCGCAAACUCAACAUGAACUAUGUCGUGUCGAGGCUCCGUAAGCUGAAACAUGAAGGUAUUGAGGACCGUGACCCAACCCUUCUAUACCACGAAUUAUAUGCAAACCUCUUGUAUGACGGGAUCACACAUGCAGACGACCCUCAUAGGUUCGAAAUGGGUAGACAAGUCUUUGACCUUGUCGAUGUACUCGCUCGUCCAGAAUGGGUAGAUUUCAGCAAGCUCGAAAACCAGAUUGUUCCAGAAUUCUUUUACCGGGAUGACAGUGCUGGAAAUAACAAAUUUUUCCACCAACUUCUGUUGUCUCUUGAGCUUUUCUUGCGGAUAACAUCACGCAGCCCCUUAAACAAUUCACUCGGAAAACACCACAGCUGGCCUGUCAAAGUACGCUACGAUCUAGUGUUAGCCCAGCGUUGGCUUGAAAAUGUCGAAAUUGAGAGUCCGGCUUCAUCCCAUCCAGCGGCACAGUCGACUGUGACAUUCCACUUUCAGAACAAGAAUAGCCAAGUUGAUAUACUCAGAAAUUUUGGGUGGACUCUAAAAUGGCCGAACAUGCCUGAAGUAGAAUUCAUUCUGUCGGAAGUGGAUACAAAAGAAAAGGCGGUUGAAGAUCGUAGUGUAAGUUGCAUGUCGUGGUUUACUGGAUUAAUGCUGCCCGGAAGAACUAUGCCUUGGGUUAUGAUGAAAACUUUAAUUGAUUGCGACCCUGACGCCCCUCCGUCGAUAAAAACGCUCUCGCACCUGGCACCUAAUGCAGGAUUGCAAUGGAGAGGCUCUACGUAUUGGUCUUGGGAAUGUAUUGUUGGGAAAGUUUUAGGCGCGGCAAAAGGAGUUAGACAGAUAUGUGGAUGGCUCGGUCCUCUUCCAACAAGUCCAGAACUUCACCGCUCUGAAGUUGUCUUGAUCAAACAAGCACCACCGCUUGGCCAUUUAACACCGAGCGACAUUCACAACAUGACAGCCAAUAGUGAGGCAUUCCCGGAACAUGAAUCGAGUAUCCAUGUCGAUGAUUUCGACAUGCUGGAGCCUGACCUUGAGGAUCCUACGGAUAAUAUUCGAAUUGAAAGACUAAACUUUCAACCCGUUACAUCCGAUUCCCAAACAGUUAUGAGGAUACUCCCUCCUGGUUCUCAAGGAAACCAUCGCCCACCAUCUAGUAUCAGCGGUAGGAGCACAAGCGGACGCAGUGCUAGCAGUCGGAGUAUCAGCGGCCGUUCGAAUUUCAGCAUGUACCCCGGUGAUCCGACUCUUUAUGACGCCUCAAUAACGUUCGCAAUCGCUUCCAAAUCCUGGCGAGUGUAUCUCCGCCAUGACACCCCGUUUAUUGCUGCGUAUCCCUGCAAAAAUGGGCCUCAUGUCUUAUACAAUGCGUAUGACUUUCGAGUAGUACGCCCGGACAAACUCACGGAGAUUAAAAAUUGGGGAAGCAACAUUACCGAUGAUGCGGCAUCUGAAACAGGUAGCGAGAUGUACUACAACAACGAAGUCGAAGAGGUGUUAAUAAUCGAGGCAUUCGGUGUGUGUGACAAUGAGGUCUUCGCCCGUGCGUGGUGCUCUUACUGGGGCCUAGCUGCUAUAAUAGCAGAUGUGGAUAAAACAUGUGUCGCGUGUACGGUUCGGGAGGCGUACGCUGCUUCUAUUAAGGUGGUUAUUCUUAACUGCGCACGAUCAAAUGUCCAUAAUGAAGUUGAGGAUGUGGAUAGAACGAUCCUGGAGGUAUAG
Orbilia oligospora ATCC 24927 is the source of this 1878-nucleotide messenger RNA. RefSeq lists its product as uncharacterized. NCBI's taxonomy places the organism in Eukaryota, Fungi, Ascomycota, Orbiliomycetes, Orbiliales, Orbiliaceae. The record is from RefSeq and is a predicted model, not a curated record. The coding region runs from base 1 to 1878 and encodes 625 amino acids. The transcript has 4 exons.